Molecule: messenger RNA, 3744 nt
Organism: Asterias rubens (European starfish)
Lineage: Eukaryota; Metazoa; Echinodermata; Asteroidea; Forcipulatida; Asteriidae
Product: actin cytoskeleton-regulatory complex protein PAN1-like
Exons: 7
Coding region: 95-2341 (748 amino acids)
Biological process (GO): regulation of alternative mRNA splicing, via spliceosome
Cellular component (GO): nucleus
Source: RefSeq, a predicted model, not a curated record
GUUACUCUGCAGCCAUGGACAACGAAAAGAUCCGUAGAUAAUCACUUAUUUGCGCAUUUUCUAGGUACCGAGGUGCAAGAAAAGGUGAAGAAUAAUGUCUGAAGAAGAUCCUCCAGCCAAACGGAUGCGUCUUGGUGGGGACGGAUUGCUGGAGGCGUCGAGGGAGCAAUUGAUCGCUGAGAACAAGAAACAAGAAUCCUACAUUGCGUCCUUGUUGAGCAAACUGGAUGGAAAUUGCACAAGUGGCCCCCAGAAUGAACUUGAAGAGCGUCUGAAGCAACAACAGGCUGAAGCCAACAGGAAGGAGAAGGUUCUCCUGAUGCAGCUCACUAGGAAAGAGCAAGACCUCCAAGAAGUCGCUAACCAACUCGGCGAGCUCACCAAAGGGAACACCCCCGGAGCUUCCCAGCUCCGCUCAGCUCUCCUGGACCCCGCCCUCAAUCUCUUAUUCCAGCGGAUGCGGAAUCAGCUGGAGGAGAAGAGCAAGAAGCUCCAGCAAGCCACGGACGACAUGGCCGCCUGGAAGUUCACUCCGGACAGCCAAACAGGGAAACGUCUGAUGUCCAAAUGCCGCAUCUUGAUUCAAGAAAACCAGGAACUGGGCAAGCAAGUCUCAACAGGCCGUACCGCACAGCUGGAAGCUGAGCUGGCACUGCAGAAAAAGUACAGUGAGGAACUGAAGGCCAGCCAAGAUGAGCUGAACGAGUUUGUGAUCCAGCUAGACGAGGAGGUGGAGGGUAUGCAAAGCACUAUCUGUGCGCUCCAGCAGCAGCUGAAAGAGGCCAAGGAGGACUUGGCUUCCCUCAAGGUCGUACAGGCCGAGCCUGUGAACACAGACCAAGGUCCAACUGAACACCAGGUGCAUGAACAGGUAGUGCAGCAGCAACAGCCAGCAGCAGCACAGCAGAUGAAACAGCCAGAAUCACCUUUUGCAGAAGAAGGUAUCGUUUCUGCUCUCUUAAGUCCUGCCCAGUCCAGCCCGCCUCAAAUUGAGGUUGUGGGAAACAAGACUCCUGAAGUAGAAAGGACUCCAGAAGGGGAUAGGACUCAAGGAGCCGGCGAGGAAGAAGGCAUUGUCGAUGGUUCAGACGACAAGGACCAUCGGCUGUGGAGUCCGGAUGAGAUGGAGACAGUUGAGGAAGGCAAUCAACAGGAUGAAAGGACAGCUGAGACCAACGUCUCCACUGAGGAAGAGCAUGAGAUUGCCAGCAGAACUCCUGAGGAGGAGACAGAGAGGACUACUAAGAUCAUCAAAGAGCAGGAUAGGACGUUCAGCUACGAGGAAUCGGAAACACACCGCCGGCCGCCACAGCUACAAGAGGAGGAGAUGAUGUCGCACCAGGAAUCGGGUGCAGAGCCGCGAGAUGCCUUGCACAAGGAAAACCAAGAACUACAGGAUCGCUGGGAGAAACCGCAGCCGGAAGAGGAGCAGAUGGAAAUUGACUCGCCAAAAUGUAAGAAUGAUACAUCAAGUAGGGAGAAUGAGGUGCUCACGGUAGAGGCCAAACAAAGUAAUUUUGCCGGUGAGUUGACUAGCCCAGUUGCUUCUUGUGAGUCCUUGACAGAUGGGUCAAAUGAGGGUACAAAUGCCACAACUCUUGAUCACGGUCAGACCUCUCAAAAUCUAGGGGUUGAUCCUACCCCAGGUGACAAUAUCCAAAAUACUGAUCAAACAUCUUUAGAGUCCUCAGGUAGUAAUGAUCUUGGGGAUAAAGACUCUCCAGGUAAUAAGGGGACAGAAGAGUCCUCAACUAAAAACCCAGAGGUGCCAGACAUCUCAACUAAGAACCAAGACAAUGAUAUAGCCUGCUCACUUGAGGUUAGCAAAAGUACAGUUGACAACCAACCAGGGAUUGGAAAGGUUGUGUCCGAGAGCCAGGGUGCGGGUAAAGGGGCUCUACUGGCUCAGUUCUCGGAGGUAAAGGUGACUGCCAAAAAGCUGCCUACUAACUGCAGCCUCUCAGUUGUUGACUAUGACACGGGUAGUAGCGAGGACGAAGAUUAUGAGGGCGGAAACGACGGCUUCGUAGACGAGCCGUCCGGCCCGAAUAACCAAACUCUGUCCCAGACAAAACAUUCACCGAAUAAUCAAUCACCAGAGUCCCCUAAUCAAAGCCUCUCGCCAGGAACUAACUCUCCAGAACCUGUCAAUAAUACAGGUUUUAAACUAGGCCCCGAACUCUCCCCACUUAAGAGCCUUCAAAUCCUGUCUAAUAAUGGGGACACUGAAGUGGGGCUCUUGACCAAACCAAAUGAAUCCCAAGACUCUGAUAUUGUGGAGGAGAAUGGCACUGAAUCCAUCCAUAAUAAGACUGAGAAAGUUGCCAUAAGCACUGAGUAGUAUCAUUUUUCUCCUUCGGGAAACUUUGUAGUUUUGAGUAUUAAACAACAAAAAGUCAAAAUUUCGUUGUUGUGGUUAGUUGAGAUGAGUGUGUUAUGGACAAGUUAAAAAUUUGAAUGUCUGUGUUUGAAUUAUUCUGUUUCUGAGAACAUUAUUUGAAAUCAAAUUUUUACAGUUUGUCUUGGACCGCGCACUAUCGGAACAAGACUUGGUCUUAUCUAAUUCAUUCAAUAGUAUUUCUUCAUGCAGCUUGUGCGCCCAUGCAAUUUCUGGCGAAUAAGAAUAAAUGUAUUUUCACAAACGUUUAAAGGGAAAUGCCCUCGCUGAUAUAAAUUUUUGUCGAUUUUUGUUGAACAAAUAUUUUAUGGACUUUUUGAAAUCACACCGGCCAUGAUAAUCUGCUUUUCAAAAAGGUCGCUUAAAGGAAGAACCCUGGAAGUACUAUUAGUAUUUUUGAAAAAAAUACCACUUUGGUGGCUCUAUCGCCACAGUAAAAUAGGUGCUGACAAUUUUGAAAAAGAAAAUAACAGGAAACAUUAAUGUUCGAGGACUAAAUCAACACCAUGUUGAUUUGUACAUUUGAAUUGAAAAUAUUAAUUUGAAUACUGUACAUUAAUUUGAUAGACAGGUUUACCUACACCAAUGUGGUGGUACCCUCACUUCUAUUGAAAUUAAAAUGAAGAUUGUUUUAAAACAAAAAGACUGGUGCCAUCAUUGAGCUUUACUAUGUAUGGUUGUGUUGCAAUAGCAGGCUGGGAGCAAGAUUAUUACAAAAGACAGGAGUUUGUUUAAAAUGUGGUUGUUUGUCUUUAUACAGUUUACUUAAAAUUGCUGCAUUUGGUCUUGACAAAGUUAUAAUAACCUUGCACAGUUGUUCAGGAUUAUAAAUCGUAACCUCAAAAUUGUUCCUUUCCGAAUCAUUCAGAACUCCAAACAUGGUGCUAGAACACCAAAGUCUUUGGAUAUUUUGUAAACAUACUAUUUCGGCUGUUAAGAGUCGUUCAAAAUCGGACAAAACUAGUGAAUGAGUUCUGGAAGAUUUCGGGAAGCAAAGUUAUGAGGACAAAGUAGUCCUGGUUUGACAGCCAAACUAGGGGUGUGUGUUCAGGUGGUUGCAAUCAAAAGUCAGUCCUGGUGAAAAUUCUACAUACAAAUUGGCUUCUUUUGGUUGUGGCCACCAACUUGAAACACAUCCAUGAUCUCAAGAUGGGGAAAGUCUAGGGUUAGGAAAUCUUGAAGAAGGAACGAUGAGUCUGUCUUGAACGCCGAGCCUGACGGCAUGACGGAGAGGGCAGCAAGGACAGGAGGUCUGGCCUUAUGACCAGACCCUACCAACCAUAGAGUUAUAUACACUGUAUAAGUACUAGAGGGCGCACUGGCCCAUACAUGUAUACGUGACCCGG